AUGCCAGCGCUGGACACAUCUGAUCUGCCAGUCGAUCCUGUCCCUCGUUCCAACGGCGGAGACCACGCCACCGAAAGUAACGGAGCAGUUGAGCUGACCAAGGUAGUACCUGAGAGCAGCUUGUCAGCUCCAAUCCCCGCCACGGACUCGAUCGCCCAUCCACAGCAGCAACCUUCAGCGGACACUACAGCUAUGGAUACUGAUGCGGAGGUCGCAAAGCCUGUGGAGGUUGCAAAGGUGCCAGGAGAGGUGGAAGCGAAGCCGACCACAGGUGACGCCGAGGGUCACAUCGGAUCGAAUGGGGUCGCUGCACCCAAGACGAAAGCGGAAGAGACGGAUGCGACCGGCGGGCCGACCAGCGAAUCCGUCGUUCUUCUGUCCUCUGGUGAGUAGACAUUGACAGCGCCUCAUCAGCAAGCGCCAUCAAGCGCUGACGUCCCGAUUGGCCGGCAUGCCGACCGACCUUUAGGCCAAGAAGCGCCAGCAGCAGUUUCGGACGUCAAGCCUCCUGCAGUGCCGCUUGCCUCCACUGAAGCGCCUGCCAACCCUUUGUCCGAGGCUGGAGAUGCGUCAGCAGUGAACCAAGGACUACGGAAGCCUGAGACUCCAGCUGAUCCCGUGUCUUCGUACGAAGCCGGAGCUACUACGGGUGUGCCUCCGGUAGCCGAAGGGCCCACUGCAUCCCCGGCUGUGCCGCCUCCAACGGCACCCGAGCCAGCAGCGCCCGCGGAGCCCGGUGCAGCUGUUCCGCCCGCUUCGGCUGCGCCCGGAGCGCAGGCUCCACCAGUUCCACCUCCUGCUAGCAGCCCAGUUGCACAUACAGCGGGCAGCGAUGCAUCUGGCAGUCAGGCUGCAAAGCGGCACAGAAAGUCAACAACGCAUUUCGCUGAGCCAGGUGUGGUCAACACCCAAUUAGCGCCUGCCAAUCUGGUGGGGAUGACGGCAGCUCAGAUCAAAUAUGCGCAAGCAGCCAUCAAAACGUUGAUGAAGCGACCGGAAGCUUUUGCGUUCAACGAGCCCGUCGAUCCCGUCGCCGCAGGCAUUCCGACAUAUUUGGACGUGGUGAAACGGCCGAUGGACUUUCGGACUGUCGAUCACAAGUUGAACUUUUCGUCGGCCGCGCUGCAGCGUAGGCCGAACGACAAGCUCAUCGCGGGAGCAAAGGUCGGGCUGAACCCGUCCAAGGACGUGUAUGCAAAUGCGCAAGAAUGGGUGGAUGACGUGCGACGCAUCUUUAGCAACUGUCGUCUGUUCAACGGCGCCGAGCAUCCUAUCUCCCAGUCUGGCGACACGCUCGAGAAUCUUUUCAAUGGCCAGCUGCCAAAAUUGCCAGCUGCAGAUCCGCCUCCCCCUUCCCCUUCAGUGGCCACCGCGUCGAGCAGCAAAGCCAGGCGACCCUCCAACGCUGCGCCAGCCGCUCGCAGAUCUUCUGUGGACGAUGGAACGGGAAGGCCGAAGCGCGAAGUCCACGCACCCUCCCGAGAGCUGCCUUGGCAGGACGAGCCAAACAAGGGCGCGUCUACGGGCACUCGCCCACGUCGAACCACGGGAAGUGCGCGCGAAGAGGCUCACUACACCAAAGUCAACGCGGAUGAGCUCAAGCACUGCACCAAGGUCAUCACUGAGCUUCUGUCGCAACCGACCAUCCAAAACUAUGCUUGGGUCUUCAACGACCUUCCAGCGCGGGAUCUCGAUUUUGCUCCAGCGUACUACAAGAUGAUCAAGAAACCCAUUUCGCUCUUCAUGGUUUCAGAACGCGCAAAGGCCAAGGAGUACGAGUCGCGGGCGGAGUUCGAAGCGGAUAUGAACCAGCUUUUCAAGAAUUGCUACACAUUCAAUGCUCCUGGACACGAUGUCUAUGUCUUUGGGCAGAAGCUGCAAGAUGCAUACAACGAGAAGAUGGCGCGCAUGCCAAAGCACAGAUCGCUCAGCCCCGAGGAAGAAGACGAUGACGUCGACGCUGAAGCGGACGAGGACGAGGAGGAGUACGAUGAAGAGAUGGGUGAGUCGUCUCCUUCGAACAGUCUUUGCGAGUCUACAACGUCCUGAGUCAGUCUUUUGCUUCAAAUUCAGAUGAAGACGCAAAGAUUCGGGCCCAGAUUGCCGCGUUGGAAGCCAAGUUGCAUAAACCCAAAGGCAGCAAGAGCUCGAAAUCGGCUCCUGCUGGUGCUGGAACUUCCAAAGGAAAGAAGAGGGCCGCCUCUGACAUUGCUGGAGGUGCCGUUCCUGCGGGUGCAGCGUCCAAGAAGAAAGCUCCGCCAAAGAAGGCCGCUGCAGCCCAACCUGCAGCCGCUGUCGAAGCCUCGCCAGCAGCAGCCAAAAAAGCGAAAGCUGCACCAAAGAAGAAGGCUGCGCCGCCCAGCAAAAAGUCGAAUGGGGUAGAGGAGGAAGUGCGCACGGUGACGUAUGAGCAGAAAGAGGAGCUAGCUGCGAAGAUUACGCAGCUGCCCGACGACAGGCUGGACGGGGCGCUGAAGAUCAUUGCGGAAGACAAGCCGCAGAGUUCGACGGACGACGAGGAGAUCGAGCUGGACAUCGAUGAUCUUUCGCCACGCACGCUCUAUAGGCUCUACAGGUACGUCGUUCGACCCAAACAUAAGAAGGCUACCAAAUCUUCGGCGGUGGAUGGACGCAAACGUGGUACGGGAGGUGUGAAGCGAAAGAAUUUGGACGAAGAUGAGGAGGCGGAUAGGAUCGCUCGUCUGCAAGCCCAGCUGUCGCAAUUCGAUAAUCCCGAUGCAGGUAAGUGGGCAAGUGCAGACUCUCCGUACCGCUCAUCUUCAUCGCCUCGACGGUGAUGCUGAACAAAUUCUUCCCCCUUCCUCUUGCUCUCCACAGCUGCGUCAGCCCCCACAAGCGGUGGACAUGCAGGCGCCCACGAUGAUCACGUACAGUCCGAAAGCUCUGACGAAGGAUCAGAGAGCGAGUCUGAAAGCGACUACUAG
This is a messenger RNA of Ceraceosorus bombacis, 2945 nucleotides long. Lineage: Eukaryota; Fungi; Basidiomycota; Exobasidiomycetes; Ceraceosorales; Ceraceosoraceae. The record is from the annotation of a GenBank genome assembly.